GGUUUGGUUAUGAAGAAUUAGGGAAGCAUGGGUGUGAAGAUCGGCAAUACCACAGUGGUUUUGUGUUCCUAUUAUAUGCUGGCUCCUGGGGCUAGAAAAUCAAAACACCUCUUUCUGUUUUUGUUAUGAGCUAUGGUUUCUUAAUUUAGAAAUCUGGCUUAAUUUAGAAAUCUUGUUUCUUCUGUGAAGUAUCGUUUCUUUAUUUGGCAAUCUUGACUGACUCUUGCUUCCUUCUUUCUUCUUGCCUUUCAGCUGUUUUGGAAAGAAGUAAGGCUUAGGCUUCUCCAUGUUAACCAUGAGCGUGACACUUUCCCCCAUGAGGUCACAGGAUCUGGAUCCUAUGGCUACUGAUGCUUCACCCAUGGCCAUCAACGUGACCCCCACUGUGGAGCAGGGUGAGAGAGAAGAGGAAAUGAAGGACAUAGACUCUGACCAGCAGUACGAAAAGCCACCUCCACUGCACACAGGGGCUGACUGGAAGAUUGUCCUCCACCUGCCUGAAAUUGAAACCUGGCUCCGGAUGACCUCCGAGAGGGUCCGGGAUCUGACCUACUCAGUCCAGCAGGAUUCAGACAGUAAGCAUGUGGAUGUGCAUCUAGUUCAACUAAAGCUUCCAGAUAAUUCUUUGGUAAGAAGUAUGAGAAACCAGCUGAACCAUUUUUAGAAACUCUGUCCCUCCUUCUUUGGAUUUAGUAGCAGUAUUGUGCGAGAAAACCAGGCCAAAAACUUUAAAAGGUUUUGAUUUUAACUGAGACCUCUGGUUUGGUUGAAUUUAUUUGGGUGCUAAACAGGCAAAGUUGGUAUCUCUGCCCUGAUUAAUAGUCUUCUCAGGGAGAAAAUUAUUUGUAUUCUUGGAAACAUGACAGCAGGAAAGGAGUAAAGCUUAGACUAGCCAGCAUAGGUUAAAUAAUGUGGCUGGAUAACAGAAGUCUUGAAGUGACUUAGCUGGAGUCAGUUACCCCCAAACCC
Molecule: messenger RNA, 969 nt
Organism: Carlito syrichta (Philippine tarsier)
Lineage: Eukaryota; Metazoa; Chordata; Mammalia; Primates; Tarsiidae
Product: A-kinase anchor protein 6-like
Exons: 2
Coding region: 287-664 (125 amino acids)
Source: RefSeq, a predicted model, not a curated record